Pterocles gutturalis (yellow-throated sandgrouse) is the source of this 1404-nucleotide messenger RNA. It is a transcript of the gene SLC29A1, whose product is annotated as solute carrier family 29 (equilibrative nucleoside transporter), member 1. Gene Ontology annotation, molecular function: nucleoside transmembrane transporter activity. Gene Ontology annotation, cellular component: plasma membrane. Gene Ontology annotation, biological process: uridine transmembrane transport; nucleoside transmembrane transport. Bases 58 to 1404 code for a protein of 448 amino acids. The record is from RefSeq and is a predicted model, not a curated record. The transcript has 12 exons. NCBI's taxonomy places the organism in Eukaryota, Metazoa, Chordata, Aves, Pterocliformes, Pteroclidae.
AGACGGAGAGCAGCUGCAAGACUUGCUGGGACCCUGUGCUGACUCUUGCCACACAAGAUGACAGCAAGAGAUGGGCCCCAAGAUAGGUACAAGGCUGUGUGGCUGAUCUUCUUCAUCCUCGGCCUGGGAACGCUGCUGCCAUGGAAUUUCUUCAUGACCGCCAGGGAGUAUUUCAUCAGCCGCCUUGCGGACUCAGAGGAGAUAAGCCACUUCUGGAACCAGACCGGUGAGGCUGCCUUGUCCCCCUCCUACCUGCAGUCCAUGUUUGACAACUUCAUGACUCUCUGCGCCAUGGUGCCCCUCCUCAUCUUCACCUGCCUCAACUCCUUCAUCCACCAGCGGAUUCCUCAGCAGAUCCGCAUCUUGGGCAGCCUGGUGGCCAUUGGGCUCGUGUUUUUAGUCACCGCGAUCAUGGUGAAGGUUGCCCUGGAACCUCUUCCCUUCUUCGUCUUUACCAUGAUCAGCAUCGUCUUCAUCAACUCCUUUGGUGCCAUCCUCCAGAGCAGCCUCUUUGGGCUGGCAGGGCUCCUGCCUGCCAGCUACACAGCUCCCAUCAUGAGUGGACAGGGCUUGGCGGGUACCUUUGCCGCUUUGGCGAUGAUCUUCAGUAUUGCCAUUGGCGCCCAGCAACCUGAGAGCUUCAUCGGUUACUUCACCACAGCCUGUGUGGCGAUUGUGCUGGCAAUCUUCUCCUACAUCCUUCUGCCUCGCAUGGAUUUCUUCCGAUACUACUCCAUGAAGGACAAGACAGAGUACCAUGUGUGCUAUGCAGAGCUGGAGACCAAGAGAGACCUGAUUAAGAAAGAUGAGCCCAAUGGGAUGGAGCAGAAUAACUCAAAGAUCAUCCCUAUCCACAACCCUGAGGAGAAGCCCUCGGUCGUUGCUAUUUUUAAGAAGCUCUGGGUCAUGGCUGUGUCUGUCUGCUUCGUCUUCACUGUCACUAUCGGUGUCUUUCCUUCCGUCACGGCUAAAGUGUCCACUGUCCUUGGAGAGGGAAACAGCUGGGGUCUCUACUUCAUCCCUGUCUCCUGCUUCCUCCUCUUUAAUGUCUUCGACUGGACAGGACGGAGUCUCACUGCCCUCUUCACAUGGCCCGGGAAGGACAGCUGCCUCCUGCCAGUGAUGGUGGCCCUCCGUGUCAUCUUUAUCCCUCUCUUCAUGCUGUGCAAUGUGCAGCCACGUUACUACCUGCCUGUUGUAUUCUCUCAUGACGCCUGGUACAUCAUCUUCAUGAUCUUCUUCUCCAUCUCCAAUGGCUACCUGGCCAGCCUUUGCAUGUGCUUCGGGCCCAAGAAAGUGCUUGCCCAUGAAGCAGAGACAGCUGGAGCUGUCAUGGCCUUUUUCCUGUCGCUGGGUUUGGCCCUAGGAGCUGCUGUCUCCUUCCUGUUCCGAAUUCUCAUCUAG